This is a messenger RNA of Saccoglossus kowalevskii, 3558 nucleotides long. RefSeq lists its product as uncharacterized. The record is from RefSeq and is a predicted model, not a curated record. Lineage: Eukaryota; Metazoa; Hemichordata; Enteropneusta; Harrimaniidae.
AUGACGGAUGUAGAUAUGGCUAACGCAGCACAUACUACGAGACCUGCCAUCAAACAUGACGGAUAUCGUCGUGUGAAGAACGACCAACGAGGCCCAAGCAACUACGUAUCGGAACGACUAGAAACGGUAGUUGAAGAGGAAAACAGUCAUAGCGAGCGAGGUGGCAGAAGAAAACACACCAAGAAAACAGAGGAGGAAGACAAAUCUGUCGCACUAUCAAAAAAGAAACGCAAUCGUCUUGGAAAGGAUAACAAAACAAAACAACCAAAGUCAUUCCAUAAAGGAAAAGGAACUGGUUGGAGAGUAGCAGGUGUUAUAGUAAAGUAUGUCAGAGUGGGCAGGCAGGGAUAUUUAGAACGUGCUCCAAUACAGACUAAAGUAGCUGGAAGUGGAGAUACAUCUGGCAUCAGUCAAGGAGACCUAAAAGAACACACUGGUAGUGAUUUUCCAGAAAAUACAAUUUUGAAUAGUACUGGUUCAUCAUUUAAUACAGAAUUACAGAGUACUACUGGCUUUGGACAUAAUACAGAAUUACAGAGUACUACUGCUUUUGGACAUAAUACAGAACAUCAAAAUGGUGGUCCAACACUAGAUAUACAACCUCAGCAAUAUAACAGCAUUUCUGAAAGCCAAAUAAGUCCACAAAACUUUGAAACCAAAUCUUCAGAAAUGUAUCACUCAAGUAACAGAGAUCAUUCACCUUCAGGUUUACCAUCAAGUUUGACGGGAAGGCGCAGUGCAGAUAGCACCAGAUCAACUUCAUCAUUAUUAAGCACUGGGAGUAAUUCAAUGGAAUAUGGUCGUCCACAGUCAUCGUCAACUCCAAAGACAUACACAAGUGGAUCAACUAUUGGAAAGAGUAACUUUAAAACAGAAGAAUCUCUAGUGACAAGAGCUGGAAUGAAGCCAGGUUUACUAUCUGCAGGACAUACAGUAAGAACCACUACUCCAGAUAGAACUCACCCGUCCGUAAGUAGACUUCAUGACAGCGGCACAGGUGGAACUCCAAACGGUAGCGGUAUUUUGGACUGCAUGUCAUCCGGCAUUGAAGAGGACAUCGCUUCAUCUCGGUGUUCUGUAUCAUCAGGAAUGUUAGAUGAGGCUUGCAGUCAGAUAGAACAUAGAACGGUACCAGGCACACAACCUCAUUAUCAGGCAUUGGAAGACAGAGGUGGAGCUGAGAAGUCUGGUAUACUCACACCAGCCCAACAAAGGCAGGAAAAUGAGGAGCUGAGAAAACAACUGAUUCAUGAAAGCCAUCUAAAGGAAAAAGCCAAAGCAGAGCUUGAGAGUAUACAGAAUGAAUUUGACAAAUUACAAGAUUUUCUCCAUCACAACUCAGACUGGGAAGGCCAGUACCAGCAAGUACAAACUGAGUUAAAAGUCAGUCGUCUAAAUAACGAUGAAAAAGAUCAGAUGAUAGAGUCUUUGCAGACUGAGGUAAAGUCACUAAGGAAUGACAUAAAUUCAUUUGAGAAAGAGAAAUCUGAAUUGAUGAUGGAGACAGAGGAACUGAACAGUAAAAUCCAUAGCAUGGAAACACAGUUAGAUGAAGCACAGCAUGAAGUCAAAUGGGAAGAGAAUAAUUCAAUGUCUCUAGAAUCUCAGGUGGAGUCAUUACAGAUUGAAAUGAGUCAAUUAAAAGAAGAAUACAAUAAAGUAUUAGAAGAUAAAGAUUCCUUAGAAGGAGAGGUACUAUCAUUGACAUCACAAAUGGAAGAUGCAAACCUACCAAUAGAUAGAAGUAAAAUAGGAGAAAGUAGAGCUAAAACCCCCGAUUCCCAGGCAUCUACUGCUAGUUAUUCCAACUCUGAGGACAAGCUUGCUACCUUGAGGUCUGAAAUUAAAGUAUGGAAAGAAAAACACAAUCACCUGAAUACAGAGAAAAGAAUAAUGCAAAAGAAGUUUGAAACAACCGCCAGAGAAUUGGAGAAUGCCAAGAAAUGUGUCAAACGACUUGAAAGCAGUGCACAGUCAAUGGCUUCAAAGGAUGCAGAUGAAGUGAGGCGUCUAGCCAGUGGCAAAGAAUCUCUGGAACAGGAGUUAAAAGUAGUUAAAUCGCUAGCAGAAGUGCGACAAAAACAGGCAGAAUCUCUUCAAAAGGAGUUAGACACUUUAAGAAAAUUAGCAGAAGAUAGACAGAAAGAAAUAAGAAGCUUACAACAAAAUUUAAGGAGUUCACAGAAACUAGCAAAGGGGAGAGAACAUGAAAUUGACUCGCUGCAGCAGGAGCUAGUAGGUGCAAGUGGACUCGCUGAAGACAGAAAUAGACAACUAGAACAAAUAGUCCAUGAAAUGGAAGAAUCAAAGAUUAUGGCGGAGAAUAAACAUGACCAGUUGGAGUCAUUGCAGGAACAGUUAAAUAAUAUUAAUGUAGUAGCUAAAGAUAAAAGUAAGGAAGUUGAAUCUUUAAAAGCUGAAUUAGACAAAGCAACCAAGUGGGCUGAAGAUAAACAACUAGAAUUAGAGACAUUAGAACAAGAACUUGUCGGGACAACACUAGUUGCUGAGGGACGACAAAAGCAGAUAGAUUCAUUGCAGACAAUUGUUGCUAUUGAUCUGUGUGAAACAAGCAGUGAGCAUACCAUGGAGAGUUCUUCUCACGCACAAAAAUUGACCUUAUUACUUGCUGAAAACCGAGCAAAUAGAGAAGAAAUUGAGAAACUUACAAGAGAUCUGACUGUUAAGAUGAAAGAAUCAGCAGCAGAUAGAGAAGUUAAUGAGUAUUUGUGUAAUGAAAAAUACAAACUACAAUCUGAAAAGACAAUAUUGGAAAGUGAACUAGCCACCGUCAAAGAUGAAUACGAGAAAUAUCAAAUACAACACAGUGCUGAUAGUAAAAUUCAGCAAGCAGAGAUCAGUGGACUCAAGGCUAAGUUAAAUGCUUCAGAAAGACUAAAAGACACUCUGACUUCAGAAUUGUCUCACACCAAGUUCAACUUGUCAGAAGCAUCAGAAUCUAGUGACAAAGUGUCAUCUGUGUCAUAUGAUUUAGCAUCAGCAAAAGUUGAUUUGGAAAACUUGAGAAAGGAACAUAGUGUUUUGAAUACAAUGUUGGCUGAAGAGAGAAAACAAUGUGAAAAACUACGGGAAGAAUGGCAGAAGGAACUGACAGAGAAAAGGAAACUUAAUGACCAAAUACGUGAUGUCAAAAUAGAGUUAGAUACAACCACUGCUACGUUGGAAGCAAGUAAAGACUAUGCAGCUCAACUACAAGAAGAAAAAGAUCAACUCUAUAAGGAAUAUACCAUUGUACAGUUAAGGGCUGAAGUGUUACUGCAGACCGCAGAACAGAAUUACCAUGCAGCUCUUGAAUCGAAGUCACAGAUUGGAGUAGAUCUGAAAAUGAUGGAAAACACCAUCAGUACACUCAAAGCACAGUUGGCAGAAGAACGAGCAAAUAGAAAAUUAGCAGAACAAAAAUUGAAUUCAUUUUCAGAGAUGUUGGAGCAGGAAAGAAAGAAAAAGUUGUUACCAAAAUCAGAUACCCAGGUUGUUACAGACUUAGUCAGUGCUUGGAAUUUGUCAUUAAUUUUAGUCCCUGUUUGGGACUAUUAA